AAGAGGAUAAUGGAUAAAAUGAACUCUGCUAGUUCCUGAGGCAACACAGAGAGAACGAGCGAGCGAGACAGACAGGCUGAGUGUUGGAGCUUUUGAGUACAAGGAAGGUCUCUAAAAAGGCUUUCGGAAGCGCGAAAUCUUCAAAGAGGAAUAUGGAAACAAACUGCAACAGUGGUGGCAUUAUGUGGUUUUUCAGAGACAGAGGUUUUGACAAUAAAAGUAUACAUGAAAUGUUGAAGAAAUGCAAGCGCCUUGAGGACAUGCAAAGGGAGAAAGCUUCAGAAAACUGGGAUUACUUGAAAAGCAUUGGCAUCCAUGAGAGAAAACUUCCUGCGGUUGUUGGAAAGUGUCCAAAAAUUCUCACUCUUGACUUGCACGAAAAACUUGUUCCAAUGGUUCAGUGCCUCACAACAUUAGGGACAAAGCCUAAGGAGGUUGCAUCUGCCAUAACUAAAUUUCCUCACAUUCUCUUCCACAGUGUGGAAGAGAAGCUCUGCCCACUCCUUGCCUUCUUUGAAGCUCUUGGUGCAUCCGAAAAGCAAGUGGGAAAGAUGAUACUUCUAAACCCGAGAAUCAUCAGUUACAGCAUUGAAAAAAAGCUUUCGAAGAUAGUGGAUUUUCUUGCAAGUCUAGGCCUGUGCAAAGAUGGGACGAUUGGUAGAGUUUUGGUCAAACACCCGUUCAUUAUGGGUUAUAGUGUCGAAAAAAGGUUACAACCAACUUUAGAUUUUCUGAAAUCAUUAGGUCUUACAGAAACUCACCUCCAAAGUGUAGCAUUAAAUUUCCCUGAAGUUUUAUGUCGUGAUGCCAACAAGAUUCUGAGUCCUAAUGUCACAUACCUAAGGAAAUGUGGGUUUGAAUCGAGACAGAUAGCAGCUUUGGUGGCUGGUUAUCCCCCUGUCUUGAUUAAGAGUACGACUAAUUCUUUAGGACCGAGGAUUAAGUUUUUGGAUCAAGUUAUGGGAAGACGAAUUGAUGAAGCUGCUGAAUAUCCCGACUUCUUUAAGCAUGGUUUGAAGAAAAGAUUAGAGUUGAGGCAUAGACUUUUGAAACAAAAGAAUCUAACUUGUAGUUUGAGUGAAAUGCUGGACUGUAACCAGAAGAAAUUUCUUCUGAAGUUUGGUUUUGUUGAACAACUUGCCUAAGGAAUUGUUUUCGAGAUUCUUUCUCCUGCGUCAAAUUUGAUUAUUUGUAGCAUGAAAUGAAUUUUUGUGAUGUAUUGACAUGUUUGUUUUGACGACA
Messenger RNA from Olea europaea var. sylvestris, 1242 nucleotides. Its product is annotated as transcription termination factor MTERF6, chloroplastic/mitochondrial. Gene Ontology annotation, molecular function: double-stranded DNA binding. Gene Ontology annotation, biological process: regulation of DNA-templated transcription. Lineage: Eukaryota; Viridiplantae; Streptophyta; Magnoliopsida; Lamiales; Oleaceae. The record is from RefSeq and is a predicted model, not a curated record. The transcript is spliced from 2 exons. The coding region runs from base 153 to 1145 and encodes 330 amino acids.